AUGAAGGCUGCGCAGUCAAGCCUGGCGUUGGCCCUGCUCUGCUUGCUGCGGGUGCAGGCUGAGGUCCCUGUGCAGCCGGGCUUUGACCCCGAGAAGUUUGCAGGGACAUGGCACAUCAUGGCUGCUGCUUCCAACUGCCCUGCGUUCCUGAGCAUUAAGGAUAACAUGAAGGUGUCCACCAGCAAGUUCAGCUUCUCGCCGGAGGGCAACAUGGCUGUGAAGGCUCUUUUCCCCAUGGCAGACGAAUGCAAAAAGGUUGAGAUGCAUUUCCAGCAGAAGGGGCAGGUCGGGCACUACAGCACCACAGAAGAAGGGGAGCAGGACCUGUACGUGGUAGAGACGGACUACGAACACUACGCCAUCGUGAGCAGUAUCAGGGAGAGCGGCAAGAAGCCCAGCACUACGCUGCAGCUCUACAUGAGGGGGCAGGACGUAAGCCCCCAGCUCCUGAAGAAGUUCAAAGAGCUCUGCCUCACCAUGGGCCUUACUGAUGACAUGCUGGUGGUCAUGCCAAAGUCAGACGAGUGCCAGCAGGCUGCCAGGUGAGUGUGACCAGGAGAAACUGGGACUCCAUCCCAGUACAGUCUGGACAGAGCAG
Tinamus guttatus (white-throated tinamou) is the source of this 598-nucleotide messenger RNA. NCBI's taxonomy places the organism in Eukaryota, Metazoa, Chordata, Aves, Tinamiformes, Tinamidae. The record is from RefSeq and is a predicted model, not a curated record.